AUGUAUGGGUAUUCUACAGCUCCUCGAUCAAGCUUUGAGAUCCGUCGUCAGGAAUAUGAUUUCGGACAUCGUUCUGGCUUGGAGCCAAUCCCUAACCGACCGCAAGCAACUGUGCACAGUGUGAAUGCAGAAAGUACCUCUGCAAAUUCUCAAGCUACUAAUGAAGAAGAAUUUGAUUUCAGUUCUGCAUUUCAAGAGCAUAUUUAG
Acanthoscelides obtectus is the source of this 207-nucleotide messenger RNA. NCBI's taxonomy places the organism in Eukaryota, Metazoa, Arthropoda, Insecta, Coleoptera, Chrysomelidae. The record is from the annotation of a GenBank genome assembly.